Musa acuminata subsp. malaccensis (wild Malaysian banana) is the source of this 1752-nucleotide messenger RNA. RefSeq names its product adenylate isopentenyltransferase 5, chloroplastic. Gene Ontology annotation, cellular component: mitochondrion. NCBI's taxonomy places the organism in Eukaryota, Viridiplantae, Streptophyta, Magnoliopsida, Zingiberales, Musaceae. Gene Ontology annotation, molecular function: tRNA dimethylallyltransferase activity. The record is from RefSeq and is a predicted model, not a curated record. Gene Ontology annotation, biological process: cytokinin biosynthetic process; tRNA modification.
CAUCUAAUGAACAAAACAAAACUAGUUCAACAUUCAUCAAGUACUCCUCAGUGAACCCUAAAUAGAGUGAAUAAACCGAGGUUGAUUGUUGACUUCUCGGUGGACCGUCGAUUUCUUUCUUUUUUCAUCUUAUCUACUACAUUCUCUAUCAUCUUCAACUAUUCUUCUUUCUUCUGUGCUUAGUGUCUGUACGUAUUAGAUUCCCGCAAUAUAUCUCAGGCUUUUACGACUGAUGUAACCGAGAUGCCAAAAGCAGGAACCUCCCGCGCUAUAUAAAGGACAAGGUUGCGGUCUCCCCGCUGUGCCCAAGUCAAGUCCGGUCUUCCUCUUCUCGCCUCCUCCUUCUGCUAUCCUCCUUCCCGCACGAAGCCUCGGUGGGAAGACGAUGAUGUACACCGUUGUCUUUGUUUAACUCUCCUCUUUCACCUGUGAGUGCAGAUAAGGACGUCAUUUUGCUUUAGUUGUUGAUCCUUCGUGCGCCGAAAGUAGUACGCGUGAGACUGUGGCAGUGGUCGUGUCGUCGUCUGUGUUGUUGACCGUAACAGGCGGUGAUCGACGAGUGCAGCUGAUUUCGUCAUGGGAUCCUUCAAGAGCCGUGGUGGGAAGGACAAGGUGGUGUUCGUGAUGGGCGCCACGGGCACCGGCAAGUCCAGGCUCGCUGUCGACGUGGCCAUCCAUUUCGGCGGCGAGAUCGUCAACUCCGACAAAAUGCAGGUGUACGAUGGCCUUGACGUCGUCACCAACAAAGUCACCGAUGAGGAACGUAUGGGGGUGCCCCACCACCUGCUCGGUGGGUUGCCUCCUGACGCGGACUUCAGCGCGUCGGACUUCCGCCGGGCGGCGACGCUGCAGGUGGAGUCGAUCGCGCGGCGGGGGCGGCUCCCCAUCGUGGCGGGGGGGUCGAACUCGUACAUCGAGGAGCUGGUCGAGGGGGCGGGUAGGGAGUUCUGGCGGCGGUACGAGUGCUGCUUCCUGUGGGUGGACGUGCAGCUGCCGGUGCUGCACAAGUUCGUGGCGGAGCGGGUGGACCGCAUGGUGGAGCGGGGACUGGUGGAGGAGGUGCGGGGGCUGUUCGACCCGGACGUGGCAGACUACUCCCGGGGAGUGCGCCGCGCGAUCGGGGUGCCGGAGAUGGACCGCUACCUCCGCGCGGAGGCGGCGGAGGCCGACGAGGCCACCAAGGCGAGGCUGCUGGAGGCGGCGAUCGACGAGAUCAAGGCCAACACGUGCAAGCUGACCUGCUGCCAGCUGCAGAAGAUCCACCGGCUCUGCACGCUGUCGGGGUGGAACGUGCACAGGGUGGACGCCACCGACGUGUUCCGGAGGGCCGGGAAGGAGGUGGACGAGGCGUGGGCGUCUCUGGUGGCGGGCCCCAGCGUGGAGAUCGUGGCAGAGUUCUUGCACCAAGCGCCGGCAGCGGAACCGAAGGCGGCGGCGCGCGAGGCGCAGCAGUUCGCCGCGGUCAACAACAAGAAGGGGGCUUCCUUGAUGAAUGGAGCAGUGGGCAGGGACAUGGUGGUCAAGGUCGCCUCCUCCCUUGUGGGGGCCACGGUCUGAGUGCUGGGUCCCACCGCCGAGAAUAAAAAUGUCUCAAUAAUAAGAUGCCACACCCAUUUCCGGCUUGUGGGGACGUGAGGAGCUGUGACUGCUUUCUCGCUCCUGCGUCGUGUUUUGUAAGAUCAGAGAAUGGAGAAUAGAUAGAUAUAUGUCGAGAGAGAGAGAGAGAGAGAGAGAGAGAGUGAGAGAGAGAGA